Messenger RNA from Sclerotinia borealis F-4128, 561 nucleotides. The record is from the annotation of a GenBank genome assembly. NCBI's taxonomy places the organism in Eukaryota, Fungi, Ascomycota, Leotiomycetes, Helotiales, Sclerotiniaceae.
AUGUCUUCCCAAUCUACAUCUACAUCUACCCAAUCCCAACCACCAUCCAUCCCCUCCAUCCCAAAACCUCAGCCAUCCACCACCACCACCACCACUUCAUCAACAACCCAAUCCCCCAGACCAAUCCUCGCUCUCCUCAAACGCAACCCCUCUCUCACCAAAGAAGAAUUUUCAAAACAUUGGUUUGAGAGGCAUGCACAACUCGUUGUGCCGUAUUUUCUAGAGGGAGGGGGAGUGGAGGAGUAUGUACAGGUUAGUAGUGUUUAUUUGUGGUUUAUUUUUCUGUUUUGUUGGGGGGUCUUGUGGAGGAGGUUGGACAGAAGGGCGACGAGGAAGAGGGGGGGAGAGGGGAGGGGUUGGGGGGUGAAAAGAAAGUGGAAGGCGAAGAAGUGGCAUUUGGCAAGCAGAGAAAAGAAGAGAAGAGAAGAGACUCAAAAAUGGGGUGAUGAUAAGGGAAAAAAAACAUCGUCAACUAUCUUUUAUAGAGAAUGGCCCAGAGGUCCAGUUAUCCAGGCGAGGAAUACAGAAAGUUUGAUACAUCAUAAAGCGAGCAAGGACUGA